CAGACGGGGGUGUGGGCCGGGCUGUCUGACCGCGGGGCCCUUGCUGCAGAGUGGAUCGAGCGCCAGCAGGCCAAGAACAAGUUCUACUAUUACCACCAGAAGUUUCGGCGCGUGCCCGACCUGAGCGAGUGUCUGGAGGGCGACUACCUGUGCUUCUUCGAGGCCGAAGCGCAGUGGAGGAGGGACAGGAUGGUUGAUCAGGAAAUUGUGGAGAUAGUCCGGGAAAGGCUGGGUGCCUGCAAGCAGAGGGAAGGUCCCAACCAGUUCCAGAACUGCGCCAAGGAGGUGGAGCUGCUGGCGCAGGUCACCAAGGCGUACCAGGACAGAUACGGUGACCUUGGCGUCCACGGCAACGCCAGGACGUGCCUGAUGAAGCAGAAGCACAGGAUGAUGGAGGAGAGGAAGGCGCAGGCGAACGCAUCUCAGGAGGUGUAA
Molecule: messenger RNA, 435 nt
Organism: Apaloderma vittatum (bar-tailed trogon)
Lineage: Eukaryota; Metazoa; Chordata; Aves; Trogoniformes; Trogonidae
Gene: NDUFB10
Product: NADH dehydrogenase (ubiquinone) 1 beta subcomplex, 10, 22kDa
Exons: 3
Source: RefSeq, a predicted model, not a curated record